UGACGCAAUGCCUCCUCCCAGCGGACCGUCAUGGACCUUGCAACUGCUCUCGUGCUUCCUGCUGGCUGCAAGUGCCUCGACCUUCAACAUCCAAGCCGACAGCGCCGUUGUGAUCAAGGGAGAAGCAGGGUCCAAGUUUGGCUUCGAUGUCGCUCUCUGGACGCAACAGAAGGGGAAUAAGUUGGUUAUCGGGGCACCUGAUGACCUCGCAGACGAAGGUCAAAGGAAAGGUCAUGUCAGGUCAGGUCGGGUCUUCAUCUUCCAGCAAGAGGAGAGUUCAGUAAAGACGCUGAAGAACAUUACUUUAUUCCAGAUGUGCGCACCUCGAGCUUCUUUCCUUUACAAGCGAGGAACAGCAGAGUCACGCGUGCCUUUGGGAAAGUGCUUGCUGAUCCGGGACAUUGACUCCAAAGGCGAGCACAUUAGACCUAAGAGUGCUUUUCAAGAGACUUCAGACGCUAUUCAGUACUGUGGUUUCAGCGCUGUGUUUGGAAAGAAUGAUUCAGCUGUUUUCCUCGGGUGCCCCAGUAUUAUGAAGGAAAAUCAAAGUUAA
Penaeus monodon (black tiger shrimp) is the source of this 553-nucleotide messenger RNA. RefSeq lists its product as uncharacterized. Gene Ontology annotation, molecular function: integrin binding. The record is from RefSeq and is a predicted model, not a curated record. The coding region runs from base 8 to 553 and encodes 181 amino acids. Gene Ontology annotation, cellular component: integrin complex; external side of plasma membrane. The transcript has 6 exons. Gene Ontology annotation, biological process: cell-cell adhesion; cell adhesion mediated by integrin; integrin-mediated signaling pathway. NCBI's taxonomy places the organism in Eukaryota, Metazoa, Arthropoda, Malacostraca, Decapoda, Penaeidae.